AUGACUGGGGUUGUCCCCUUAGCUCUUGAACAUGUAGAAUCUGCUACUGAACCAGGAGCUGCCCAACAAAGAUCCCUUGACUCUCUGGCCAAACUUCUUCCUGAUAAUAGGAGAGCCCUUGAUUCUCUUUCAGCUGAGCAAGGAGGGGUCUGCAUUGUGGCCACCACUACCGCUCACUGGGACCCACACUCUGGGGAAGUUCUCAGCCCCUCCCGCACCUCUACGGUUCUGCGCCCCAGUGUCGCCGGGUACCCCUGCAGCCCUUAUAACUUAGCAGGUGCGGCCCCAGCCCUGUGUCAGCUCGCGUCUGGCCUUCCCAGUGCUCGCAACCCCACGGGGUCAGCUGGCCGGCAGUGGCUCUGCAUGGUCCCCACCAGACUCUUCCACCAAAACCUGCGCGAGGCGCUGGACGGGAGGCCCGUUGCCCCGGGGACAGGGCGGUGGGCCGAGCGGGCGGGUUCCCGCGAGGAGGCGUGUGCACGGCGGGUGUACGGGGAAAGAGCCCACGCGAGGACGCACGUGCACGGGGAAAGAAGCCUCGCGUGGCGGCGCGUGCACAGCGGUUGCACGGGAGGAGCCCCCCUCCCCGUCUCCAGCUCCGCCCCAGCUCCGCCCCAACCCCGCGCGGCGCGUACCCCUGCCAGGACCUGGGGCCGGGAGCGCCGCGGCCGGGAACUCCGAGCGCCGAGUACACCGCUGCCAGGACCCGGCGCGCGGCGCCCCGCCGUCCCCGCCCCGCGCGGCCCCGUCGCCAUCCUAGUGCCGGCCCUCGGCUCUCCGGCCGCGGUCUCCGUCCCCGUCCCUGCAGUCCGCCGCGUCCCCGGCCUCGCCCGCCCUCCGGCCGCGCCCUCCCCGAGGGCCCCCGCCGCCGCAGCCCUGGCGCUCCCCGCGGGCCCCGCCGAGGCCUCCUGCGCCCUGUGCCAGCGCGCGCCCCGAGAGCCGGUGCGCGCCGACUGCGGCCACCGCUUCUGCCGGGCGUGCGUGGUGCGCUUCUGGGCCGAGGACGACGGGCCCUUCCCGUGCCCCGAGUGCGCGGACGACUGCUGGCAGCGCGCCGUGGAGCCAGGCCGCCCGCCGCUCAGCCGCCGGCUGCUGGCGCUGGAGGAGGCGGCCGCGGCGCCCGCGCGCGACGGCCCGGCGUCCGAGGCGGCACUGCAGCUGCUGUGCCGCGCCGACGGGGGUCCGCUGUGCGCCGCCUGCCGCAUGGCCGCAGGCCCCGAGCCGCCCGAGUGGGAGCCGCGCUGGAGGAAGGCGCUGCGCGGCAAGGAGAACAAGGGGUCUGUGGAGAUCAUGAGAAAGGACCUGAAGGACGCACGGGACCUGCACGGCCAGGCGGAGUCUGCUGCCGCCGUGUGGAAGGGACACGUGAUGGACCGCAGGAAGAAGGCCCUGACUGACUACAGGAAGCUGCGGGCCUUCUUUGCUGAGGAGGAGGAGCGCUUUCUGCAGGAGGCCGAGAAAGAGGAUGGGUCCCUGGAGGACGGGGAUGCUGACCCUGCAGACCGCUUCGGGUCGCUGCUGCAGGUGGUGUCCGAGCUGGAGAGGAGGCACCGCAGCCUGGGUCUCAGCAUGCUGCUGCAGUGAUGUCCUGCCUCCCCGUGCUGGCUCCAGGCCCUAGAAGCUGCGUCCACCCUGGCCUGGCCCCCAGCAGCUCCUCCAUCUCCGCCUUCUGGACACACAGUGUGCUCCAUCCAUGAGGGUCUGCACCUAGGUGCCCACGUGGGACACGGACCACCAGUGCCCGCCUCGGGUUCAAGACCAUGUCCUUCAGCAGUGUCCCUGUCCCCUUCUCUGGGAGUCCAUGUCCCCCAGGCUGUAAACGUUUUACCAUAGAGACCUGUAACAGGGGUGUGCUCAGCCCCAAUGUGUCACGAUUCUGCAUAAAGCUCUUGUUGCUGCCA
Molecule: messenger RNA, 1901 nt
Organism: Mustela lutreola (European mink)
Lineage: Eukaryota; Metazoa; Chordata; Mammalia; Carnivora; Mustelidae
Gene: RNF187
Product: ring finger protein 187
Exons: 7
Coding region: 1-1584 (527 amino acids)
Source: RefSeq, a predicted model, not a curated record